CUGGCGUGCUCAGAAGUGGUUGUGUUUGGAACGGCUCCCGCGCAUUCAGUUUACAGAUAAGACCUAUAUUUGGAUUAAAAUACACAUAAUUUGUGUUCUGAAGUCUUUUUUGCAACCAUGAUGAUGUCAAAUGAUACCGGUAUUAGUGAGCCGUCAUCACCCGAGAGUACAUUUGAUGACACAGACUUGCUGAACAAUGUUACCGAUGAUGUGACUGCCCAGUUAGCUGCUGCAGGUCCAAUAGGAGUAGCAGCUGCAGCAGCUAUAGCUACAGGUAAAAAGAGGAAAAGACCACACUCCUUUGAAACCAAUCCAUCUAUCAGAAAGAGACAACAAACAAGGUUACUGAGGAAGUUAAAAGUCACCAUUGAUGAAUACACAACCCGUGUUGGACAACAAGCAUGUGUUAUGUUGUGUGCACCUGGCAAACCCAGCGCUGCUUUCAAAGUCUUUGGUGCAGCUCCAUUAGAAAACGUGGUUCGAAAUUGUCGUAAUGUUAUUAUGUCUGAGCUAGAAAAUGCUCUUGCACUGCAAGCGCCUGCCCCACCACCUGAGAACUCUAAUCUACAUGAACUGCCUGCUCUGGUCAUCGAUGGCAUUCCUACUCCAGUUGAUAAAAUGACGCAAGCACAACUUCGUGCAUUUAUUCCCAUGAUGCUUAAAUACUCAACUGGGCGUGGUAAGCCAGGAUGGGGGAAAGAAUCAUGUCGACCUGUUUGGUGGCCUUCAGAUCUGCCCUGGGCGAAUGUUAGAAGUGAUGCAAGAAGUGAGGAGCAAAAACAAAAGCCACCAUCCUGGGAAGUCAAGUUGGAGAGAACACUGGAAGCUCAUCAUACCAUCCCGCACAACAUGCAGGUAUCAUGGACCCAUGCACUACGAACAAUAGUAAAAAACUGUUACAAACACCAUGGAAGAGAAGACCUGCUUAUAGAAUUCCUUGAUGACUCUCCAAACGUGCAGCAUCCUCAACAAGCCUCCCAUCAUAUUGUCCAAUCUCAUACAGUCCUUCAAACCAUCAACAAUCCUGAUGGAACAGUAUCACUGAUACAGGUAGAUCCAGGCACAACAGUUACAGCAUUGACGGCGGCUGAUGUUGUUGCGCACCAGACCAACUUUGCUACACAGCAUCAGCACAACCAUAACAGCUCACAGGCAGAAGCCACACAAGCAGUGGCUACCUUAGCUGAAGUUGCAGCAGCCACACAGAGUGAAGUUGCCUUACCUCAAGCACCCCAAGCUACACCUGUAUCCAUAGACAUUAAUAGUGCAGCUGCAGCAGAAGCAGUGGCAACAUUAGCUGAAGCUACUUUAUCUGAAGGUGGGCAUAUACUAUUGUCGGGUGAUGCAGCAGCGGCAGUUGGAGCACUUUCUGGAGCACACGAGACACACGGUGGUAUGGUCACUAUUCCAGUAUCUAUGUAUCAGACUGUCGUCACAAGUAUUGCUAACUCUCAACACCAACAACAACAGCAUGCACAACAGCAGCAGCAGCAGCAGCAACAGCACCAGCAGCAGCAACAACAACAUUCUCACCAUAUAACUAUACAACAACAGCAGCAGCAGCAACAACAACAACAGCAACAACAACAUCAUCACCACAUAAGCAAUCAAGAACAACAUGUACAGGAACACCAGAGCAGACAGGAGGGUGUGCCACAGGUUGCCAUGGCACCAAACACAACUGAAGGUAGUCCCAUGGAAACUGAUGUACCAGUUGCGACGCAUGCUGUUGAGGUUGUAACCCUUGAACAGACACAGUAAUGACUUUUUCAAAAUUUGUGAGUUGUACAUUAAAGGAUGUCCAGUUAUAUUGCAGCGAGCUAGUCCAAGGAAAUGAUAUGAAACCUAGACUAAAAUUGUAUUUUACUGAAACUAAAACCUGGCAGCACAUUGUAUAAAUGUUUAUGAAAAUUUAUGUAUCAUAUACACUGUUUUGGAAUAUUUAUUGCUGGACACUUUUCUCCAUCAAUACAUUUUUGCUUGCAUUGAUUCUAGUCUAAUCCGAUUUUUGUACUGAUGCCACAGUUUAUGUCAGAUGUAAAUAUGUUAUUUUAUUUUUAUUUUAACUUUUAGAGACUAUUUUUCUUAAAUUUGUUGUUGAUAGGUUUGGAGAAACUGACAUCUAGUAUUUAGCUUGUGGAAUGAUAUUAAAAUGUGUCAAGAAGUACACGUAAAAUAAAACUGUAAAGGAGAUACAGUAAAAUUCAAGAGCUAUCAUUUGCUGAUGGCAUCGCUGAGUACUCUCAAGUUAUAUUGUAUAAAAAUUGUUGACUUACAAGUUCACCCCUCUGUAGUUUGUAAUUUUAGUUUAGUUCGCCCGUAAUUCUGGCUUAUAAUAGUGUAAGGUAUUCAUUCGAGUUAUUGUGCAUGUAAAAGCUUGGUGUCACUGGCUUUUUCUUCACAAAUCGUUUCUGGAAUAAACUGCCUAGGUCUGAAGAA
Messenger RNA from Saccoglossus kowalevskii, 2439 nucleotides. RefSeq names its product DNA-binding protein P3A2-like. The record is from RefSeq and is a predicted model, not a curated record. NCBI's taxonomy places the organism in Eukaryota, Metazoa, Hemichordata, Enteropneusta, Harrimaniidae. Gene Ontology annotation, biological process: regulation of transcription by RNA polymerase II. Gene Ontology annotation, molecular function: DNA-binding transcription factor activity.